Caenorhabditis elegans is the source of this 1086-nucleotide messenger RNA. RefSeq names its product G-protein coupled receptors family 1 profile domain-containing protein (gene srw-29). Gene Ontology annotation, cellular component: membrane. Lineage: Eukaryota; Metazoa; Nematoda; Chromadorea; Rhabditida; Rhabditidae. The transcript has 4 exons. The coding region runs from base 1 to 1086 and encodes 361 amino acids. Gene Ontology annotation, molecular function: G protein-coupled peptide receptor activity; G protein-coupled receptor activity. Gene Ontology annotation, biological process: signal transduction; G protein-coupled receptor signaling pathway. The record is from RefSeq and is marked reviewed.
AUGAAUACUACUUACAUUGAAAUGUUCCCCGGAUUCAGCAUAGAAUCGAUACGCUUAUUUUGUGCUAUUGGAAACUUUAUGGGAGAUUUCAGUUAUUACAUUGAUCAUGUUCAUUUUGUUGUACCAAUCCUUGGUGCGUUUCUAGGGCUUAUACAUUUAACAGUACUCACUAGGAAAUGUAUGAGAACCCUUGGCAUUAAUAUAUUUCUUAUUGGAAUUGCUAUCGCUGACAUGAUCCGGUCGAUCAGUAUUAAUUUCACCCCAUUCUUCUAUUUACGUUAUUUGAGCAACGAAGUUUUAUGCUUAUAUCCAAACUCAACGUUAUCCUAUAAUAUUUCGGCAUCAUCGGUAAAAAUUUCAGAGGCACUGUCAAUUUGGUUUGGCGUUGCCAUCGCUGUCAUUAGAAGUCUUGUGAUGAGAUACCCAGUGAAUAACAGAAUCAACCGUCUAACUCAAGUCGAGUAUAGCUUAAAAAUUAUUAUAACAAUUACAAUGUUUGCAUUUCCGAUAUGGGCACUUUACUAUACCAAGUUGUGUUCUGCAAAGGUUCCCGGAUGGAUGCCAUUCACUAACUGUCAUCGCUUUUCCGAGAACUCAACCAAAAUUAGCAUUGAUUUUCAAAUAAAUAGGUUGUUCGGAAGCACUUUGAUCUACGAAAUUGAUCUUCUUAUCGAGGGAGUUCUACUAGAACUGAUCCCAUCGAUUAUUCUCCCAAUCACUACAAUUGGAUUGGUCAAGGAUUUAAAGGAAGCACAGAAGAACUCAAUGUCAAUUAAAUCCUCAACAAAAAGCCAUGAUACUCUACGUUCUAUAAAAUUAGUGACUUUCAUGACAAUAUCAUUUCUUUUCACAACUACACCACAUGGACUUAUGUACGUUAUUGGAAUGUUCAAUACCGAUAAACCUGGUCUAGUUAUGAUAAUCUUGAAAUUUGCGAGACUUUUCACUUUUCUGACAACUCUCAAUGGCAUCGCUCAUAUUUUAAUAUGUUAUUUAAUGUCAACACAAUAUCGGAAUACUGCCAAUGAAGUUUUUGGUGAGGGCAGGAAGAUUUUUAAGCCAACAUCACUUGUACAUCCAACUUAA